UUGAGUUCAGUGACGUCUUCGUCCUAAUAUAACAACACGGAUGAUAUUGCACACAGAGAAAGUACAGACGGAAGGAUAAUUGGGUUAUCGUCUGAGGCGUACUGUUACUGAGACCAACAGACAAUCAGACAGCACAUUUCUUUAAAAUAAAUGACCGAGGAACCAUGAAGUGACUUGUUUGACCGUAUUCUGAAGUUGACAAGGUCCAACAACAACAAGGGGUAAUCAUGCUCAGCUUCUUUGGUCUCCGUAAGGACUCGAAGAAGUCAACAUCCGACAAGGAAGUAGAUGGAGGCUUUGUUAUCGUUGGAGAGACAGUUGAAGAACAGAGGCGCAAGUCGCAGACCUCAAACUUCUCACGGCACUCAACAAAUGUCAUAGUGCAGCCGUCAAAGUCGUCUGUUCCAACUCCAACUCAGUCCAAUGACAUAAACCUCCCUGCAGCUUUACCUAACGUGGGGCCAGUAGCCUCUCCUCCAGCGAUGGAGGCUGCUUCAACUCUCCCAGAUCUCCUCGGGGACAUCCCCUUCACUUUGGCUCCUCACGUCCUAGCCAUGCAGAUGGGAUCCCCCCUCGUCCCCGAUGUACUGCUCUCCCGGGACAUAAACUACAACCUGGCCAGCUUUCAGUACGACUUCACCUUAGAGAACUCUGUGCUCUAUGAUGCCUAAGUCUGUUGGAGAUUUAAUUACAUCACUUCACACUGUGUAGAACUUGGCUGACCUAUUGAACAAGAAAAAUCCUUGACAGUUUGAAAAAUAUCACCUCAUUUAAUUAGAUCAGUGGUUGAUAGCUGUGUAGCAUUAAAGUCCUGUAUUUAACUCUCAUAGCAAUUAAGUCCAGUUGAUAUCAAGUUGUGCUGAAUGUAAAAUCUAUUGAAGGUGAAAAGUUUACAGUUUUGUAGGAAAUGAAUGCUUUUGUGCUUAUGUGCCGUUUAAGUUUUACUGCACAUAUGGGGUUUGGAUCAUGGCUGUGGAAGACGUUAGGACAAGCCCUACUGUCAGCGUUCACUGUAGACACAGCAUUGCACUGUGUUAUAAUGUCAUGGCUAAGCAGAGGGGGAAUGCGAACAAGAGCCAAAAUGGCAUUUGAAAAUUCCCAUUCGAAAGCCAUCAGUAGUAGUGCCCUAACCACAAAAAUAAGGCCCAGGUUGUGCUAAACUGGAGUUUGCCUUUAAGAAGAGGUUGUUAUUUAUUAUACAGGGCUCCACAGUCCCCAUGCUGCUUCAUAUACGAUGAAAGGUCGUCCAACUGCAUUUGACGGUAUGGAAACUAGUUGAUUAAGCAAUAACUGACUCAUAGCUUAGUACAUGGACAUGGAAUCAGAAGGACAAAAAUGAAUACCUCUGUUCAACUCAAACCCGCACCUUCAUAAGAAAUGCCUUUCCUCAUUUGACGCACGUUUUAGUUACUGCAGAACUUGUCAGGAGUCACGACAGCAUAUACUGUUACAUUACAGUUUUUGGAUUUAAACUUGUGAAGAGCAUAGUUUUUUUUUUUGUUCACAUGUAGGAAUACAUUUGUACUGAGUCAAUGAAUUUACUCAUGAAUUUUAAAGAAAUGAUUGUUUGUACAUGAUUAAAUUCAGACUCCUCAACCUGUUGUGCCUUUUCUACAUUGACUCCCACUUAAGUAUCGAUCUUGCAGCAUUUGGUGACCUGGGUUACUGUUUGAUGCGUGUAAUGUGUGGUCUUAGUUGUGACUGUGAAAGAUGACUUCACAAUAAAUUUGAAGAGAGUUGUUUAACUUGUAAUUAUCAUCAUGUUGGUUACAGUGGAUUGAUGCUGUUUGAAAUGUGUAUGUGAAGCCAAUAUCUAUCUGUCUGUGGCUACAGUGUCCUAAUGAAUGGUAUUGGAGACCUGGUGUUUUGGUCCUCCUUCCUGGCUUGUCACGUGAGGAAACUACAUGGAGGCGAAUCACUAGCCUGUCAUCACAUCAAUACUUGUGUAUAUUCUUUAAUUAAAGGUGUGUUGCAAGCAUUGCAAGUCCAUCAA
Mugil cephalus (flathead mullet) is the source of this 1993-nucleotide messenger RNA. It is a transcript of the gene umad1, whose product is annotated as UBAP1-MVB12-associated (UMA) domain containing 1. Lineage: Eukaryota; Metazoa; Chordata; Actinopteri; Mugiliformes; Mugilidae. The transcript is spliced from 4 exons. The record is from RefSeq and is a predicted model, not a curated record. The coding region runs from base 228 to 671 and encodes 147 amino acids.